AGAGGCACCACCUCACACACAGCGUACUAGGCCACCUCGCCUUCAUUCCGCUCCUCUGCCUCUCCCCCUUCGCCCUCGCGCCAAUGGCGUCGAUCGCGCGCAAGCUUCCCGUCCUCCCGCUGCUCGUCUCGCCGCGCAUCAUUGUCCCCGCCGCUGCUCGUCGCGCCUCUCCCUGCCGCGCCCCCUCCAUUCCCCUCGCGUACCUCCCUCCGCUCUCCGCCUCCCUCCCGCGUGCCCCUCCGCCUCCCCGCGUCUUUCAUUCCGCGCGCCUCGCAUCCCCAUCGCAGCUGUCGCCGCCGUCCCGCCGCUCUCCGCCUCUGCGGGGCGACGGCUCAUGGCGGCGAGCGCAGCGGCGGGCGGCGGAGGGGCGGGGGCGCGGUGGGCGGAGGAGGAGUGGGAUCGCGAGGUGCUGGUGCAGCACGUGGUGGUGGGCGCGGACCAGCUGCAGCUGCUGCUGGAGCUGCAGCGCCGCAUCAUCAGCGAGGGCGUGGAUCUGAGCGACGUGGCGGCGGAGCACUCGCUGUGCGCGUCGAGGGAGAAGGGCGGCAUGGUGGGGUGGAUCACACGGGGCACCACUGAGCCGGAGUUUGAGGAGGCGGCCUUCAAGGCGAAGCCGGGGGAUGUGGUGCGGUGCAAGACCAAGCACGGCUGGCACCUGCUGCAGGUGCUGGGGGACAGGCACGCGGCGGUGUUGGACCAGGUGACGGUGGAGGAGUUUGCGCGGCGCCUGCAGGAGCAGUACGUGCUGGCGGCGCCGCAUGAGGGCAGUGCAGAGGGCGAGGGGCGGUCGCUGGAGGCAGAGUUGGCAGAGGCAGAGGCGGAGAGUGGAGGCAGGCGGGCCGUGCAGCUGGUGGACGUACGGGAGCCCAGGGAAGUCGAGCUUGCAGCCAUCCCCGGGUUCACAGUGCUGCCUCUGAGCCAGUUCGGGCAGUGGGGGCCCACCGUCGCUGACACGCUGGACCCACACACCGACACCUACCUGCUGUGUCAUCACGGCAUUCGAUCGCAGCAGAUGGCGGAGUGGCUCAAGUCUCAGGGCUUCACGCGGCUCUACAACAUCGCUGGUGGCAUCGAUGCAUACUCGCUCAGGGUUGACCCCUCCAUCCCCCGCUACUAGCACUCUCAUGGUUGACCCCUCCAUCCCCCGCUACUAGCACUCUCAUGGUUGACCCCUCCAUCCCCCGCUACUAGCACUCUCAUGGUUGACCCCUCCAUCCCCCGCUACUAGCACUCUCAUGGUUGACCCCUC
This is a messenger RNA of Closterium sp. NIES-67, 1249 nucleotides long. NCBI's taxonomy places the organism in Eukaryota, Viridiplantae, Streptophyta, Zygnematophyceae, Desmidiales, Closteriaceae. The record is from the annotation of a GenBank genome assembly.